Molecule: messenger RNA, 1482 nt
Organism: Colletotrichum phormii
Lineage: Eukaryota; Fungi; Ascomycota; Sordariomycetes; Glomerellales; Glomerellaceae
Exons: 3
Coding region: 1-1482 (493 amino acids)
Molecular function (GO): UDP-glycosyltransferase activity
Source: RefSeq, a predicted model, not a curated record
AUGCUAGAACCGAACUCCUCCUCCAAACGGCGUAUCCUCCUAUGCUCAACCGUCGGUGGCUUCACCCACGCCGCCCCGAUCCUCGAGCUCGGAGCCGUCCUCGCAGCUCGCGGCCAUGAAGUCCAAUUCGGAGCAAACUCCGGCCAGGAACACUGGACAUCAAACUACCCGUCUAUCACCCGUCUCCACAGCUUCGGUCCUGCUCUUCCGGACGCCGAUGCUGAAGCGCACUACGCGCGCAUGAUCCCGUGGCGGCCCAGCGACGGCACCGGGCCCAUCAUGGAGUCCAAGUACCUCUUCGACUCCUACUGGCCCGACACAUGGUUCCAUUUGCGCGAAAUCAUGCUCGACCCAGACACCAAGCUCGACAUGAUUAUCGCAGACUUCUUCGUAGAGGCAGCGGCUAAGGAUAUGAUGAUCGAGUUUGGCGUCCCCAUUGCCGUCAUGUGGCCUCAGAUGCCGUAUCUCCUGGCACCCGUAAGCUAUAUCCCCGGCCAGCCGGGCUUCCAGGUCGAACGACACGGCGUCAAGCACGCGGUUCCACUGGCGUCUAAACCGAAUCCCCUUGUGUUUGUCAACUCGUUCUUUGGACUUGAGCCGGCCAAAGACUUGCCUCCUCUCAUGCAGGUGGUCGGACCGAUUCUGGGGGAUGAGUACUCUCCGCUCGACGAAAUCUACCAAGCGUUUCUAGAGUCUCAUGAUAAGACGGUAUAUGUCGCUCUGGGGACUCAUAUCACACUCCCACGAGUAGAGCUGAUGAAGCUGCUCAAUGGCCUCGUCAUGGCUUUAGAUGCUGGGCAUAUCAACGGUGUAAUAUGGUCUAUCGGGAAAUCAGCGAGGCAGAAUUUUGAUAGAUCAGCACAGGUCGAAGGACCUAAUGGUGGCAAGAUCUUGGUCGCUGACAUUCUCGAUGAGAAGCACCCAGAUAUUCGAGUCCCAUCUUUCGCUCCCCAACGAGCCAUCCUCGAACACCCCAAUACCAAGCUCUAUCUCACUCACGGAGGCGGCUCCAGCGCAAACGAGACCCUAUUCCACGGAAAUUCCACACUGAUUCUAGGCUUCUUCUUCGACCAGCUCGCCAACAGCGCCCGCCUCGUUGAAGCAGGCGUCGGUUUAGCCAUGGACAAGUUUCACUUCACCGCCGACGAGAUCGCAGACAAGAUCGGCCGCUUCAUCUCUGACGUCGACGGGUCUUUUGGCAGUAACGCCGAGCGCAUGGAAAGAAUAGCACGCGUGGCAUCUCGACGCAAGGAACUCGCCGCCGACAUGGCUGAGGAGGUCAUCUUUGAUCCCAAGUUGCGCUCAGCAGGCGGAAGAGCGCUGCGACCCAUGCACCUUCAGACGGCAAACAUGAGGAUGCCGGUGUGGAAGGCCAGGAAUUGGGACCUGUGGUUCGUCUCCGUCUCUGCGUUGGCGCAUGCUCGGCGACUCGAUUUAGGCAUCUUUAGAUUUGUCUGGGCUAUCGUGUACGACGCGAAUUGA